AUGGCUCUCAUCACUCUCGCCCUCGUCUCCUUCGUUCUAUAUCUUCUCGGUCUUGCCUUCUACCGACUGUAUCUCAGCCCGCUCGCCAAGCUGCCUGGUCCGAAGCUGGGAGCUCUGUCCAAGUUCUACGAAGCAUACUACGAGAUAUGGCGGCAAGGCAAAUUCUCAUUCAAGCUCGACGAGCUGCAUGAGCGUUACGGGCCAAUCGUGCGGAUAACUCCAGAGGAAGUACACAUCAGGGACAGCGCCUUCUGGGACACUCUGUUUGUGAAGUACCCAAAAGCAAGCCGCUACUCUUCGACGGCUUCACGGUUCGGCAACAAUGACUCCAUGUUCGCUGUGGCCGAUGCUGGUUACCACCGCAUGCUUCGUGCACCAUUGAACCCGUUCUUCUCCCGCCGAGCAAUUCUCGACCAACAAGAACUUGUUCAAGAUAAGAUGGGCAUCCUCUGCACCGGCAUGGAGCGUUGCCUAGAGAAUGGUUCUGUCUUCUGCAUUACAGAUGCUUUCGCGGCGUUCGCCGCAGACGUCAUCUCCCAGUACUCGUUCGGCUUCUCCUACGGGCAGGUUGAGCAUUACGAGAACGGCUGGAAAGAGAACUUCCACAACGCUUACAUCUCCCUUGGUGCAUUUGGUCAUGUAUCUGUGCAGUAUCCAUGGGUCAACCCGCUUCUCAAAAGCAUCCCAGAUUCCAUUACCACCAAAAUGGACCCGUCGCUUGGACAGAUGCUUCAGCUGCAGAAGGACUUCAAUAAGACAAUUCAGACCAUCAAGAAGGAUCCCUCUGCAGGCAAACAUCACACUAUCUUCCAUGCAGUCCUGCAGUCAGACCUCCCCGAGGAUGCAAAGGGAGCCACACGACUCGAGCAUGAAGCUCAGACCGUGAUUGGGGGCGGGAUCGUCACUACAGCAUGGGCGGCCACUCAGGCAAUUUUUUACAUCCUUUCAGAUGACGACGUCCACCCGAAAUUGCUCGCUGAGCUUCGUGAAGCCGUACCGAACCCAUCAGCGCACGACGCAUUCAAGUUUGAGAAGCUGGAGAAGUUGCCAUACCUCACUGGGUGUGUCAAGGAAGGGAUCAGGUUCGGGCUGGGCAUUUCUGGUAGGGGCGCCAGGGUUCUGCAGGAGCCCUUGGUCUACCAGGACUACACCAUUCCUCCCGGAACAGCUAUCUCCAUGAGUGCGAGAGAUGCCAACUUCGAUGGCAGUGUUUACAAGGAACCUCGCAAGUUCAGACCUGAGCGAUGGACAGGCAAGGAGUCCAAACUCGCAGAUGGUUCAUCCCUGGACAGCCAUUUUGUAGGUUUUGGGAAGGGCACACGAAUGUGCAUUGGAAUUAAUCUGGCCCACCUGGAGCUCUAUGUGCAGUUGGCUCAGGUGUUCAGACGUUUCCAGCUGGAGCUGUAUGAAACUGACACGUCGGAUGUCGAACUGGCACAUGACUUCUUCCUGCCCAGUCCAAAGCUGGACUCGAAGGGCGUUCGGGUCAGAGUUGUUGGCAAGGUGAACUGA
This is a messenger RNA of Saxophila tyrrhenica, 1512 nucleotides long. RefSeq lists its product as uncharacterized. Bases 1 to 1512 code for a protein of 503 amino acids. Lineage: Eukaryota; Fungi; Ascomycota; Dothideomycetes; Mycosphaerellales; Extremaceae. The record is from RefSeq and is a predicted model, not a curated record. Gene Ontology annotation, molecular function: heme binding; monooxygenase activity; oxidoreductase activity, acting on paired donors, with incorporation or reduction of molecular oxygen. The transcript has 6 exons.